AUGUAUAUUAGAAGAUACAUAUUUUAAUUCUGGUAAUGAUAGCUUUAACCAAGAAGAAUUCCAAAUUGCUUUGGCCAAGAUGCAUUAUGGAUGGGUUGCCCCUUAAAGGACAUUAAAUGAUUAGGCUCAUAGUUUAGAACCAUAUCUUCAAUCAAUGGGCUUUAAAAUGAGAGUGAAAUUUAACAAGUAUUGGGGAGGCAUGGAUAAAGUGAAUGUGCUUUUGCUAAUUGCUGUGGUGUUAGAACCUCAUUACAAAUUAGAGUACGUUAAGUUUUGCUUCACAUGUUAUUGCUUUGUUGACACCUUGAAUGUAGGGACAAGAAUUGAUGCUCUAAUGAAGAAGCUUGAAAAUGCCUUGAAAAGGUCCAAUAGAAGCAAGUAUCGAGUUCUUGCUAGGAUGGCAAGAGAUAUUCUGAGUAUUCCUAUUUCUACUAUUGUUUCAGAGUUUGCUUUUAGCUAUGGAGGUUGAGUUCUUGACCAAUUUCAUAGUUGUUUAUCUUCGAGGCUAGUAGAGUGUUUGAGCUAUGCUCAAGAUUGGUUGAGAUCUUCAUCACUUCAUCUUGAGGUUGAGGUGGAUUUGGAAGAGUUAGAGAAUCUUGAUGAAUCUGAUAAUUAUUUGUUUUCUAAUUCUAGACAAUGUUUACUAAAACCUAAAUGGAAUC
This is a messenger RNA of Rubroshorea leprosula, 662 nucleotides long. The record is from the annotation of a GenBank genome assembly. NCBI's taxonomy places the organism in Eukaryota, Viridiplantae, Streptophyta, Magnoliopsida, Malvales, Dipterocarpaceae.